CUGAGAGCAGCUAUCAAAAAAAAAACGUGCGCACGUUUCGUUUUCGGAUUUUUUGCUCUUCGGUUUUGUUUUUAUUGAAAAACUAAGUGAAAACAUGGCCAGCAAAGCUAAGAAGGAGGUGCUGUGCGACCAUUGCCACGAAGGCUAUGAGGCAAAGAUGGUUUAUACCGCGCAAAAGACGUUCGUGGGGACGAAAGUCGUGGACUUGCUGGAGGCCAUCACCCACAAGAGCAUCCCACCCAACGCAAACGUCAAGAUAUGCUUCAUCUGUGCUUCGGGCUUCAUGUCCACCCGCGCCCUGAUCGACAAGGUCCGUGAGACGGUGGACAGGAUCCUGGCCGCGCCCGCCAAGAAGGGCAGGGUCAGCAAGGCGGCGGCACAGGAUGCACAGGAUCAAGGGUCCGCUGAUGAACCGGCCCCUGAUAUUGUGGACCUCACUGCAGAGACGGAGAAGACGCCGGCCAAGCCGCAACCAAAGAAGAACACCACCAUUCGUCAGCGCAGCAAAUCGGUUGCCUUCCCCGCCAGCCACAUGGUUCCAGAUCUUGCUGGGGUAGCAAACAUCAAGGCUUCGCCUGCCAAAAGGCAGCUGUCCCGCUUGCUCGGGGACAGUCUCGACGAUUCCGUGAAACUGACGCCUGCCAAAGAUGUGUCGUCCUCCAAAAAGGCUUUCCUAAAUCUCUUUGGCAACGGCGAUGAUGCCAUGGAAAAGGAAUUUGAGACCGAAAGCGAGGAAGGGGAGGAAGCCGAAGCUGGCUACCUCACGAUCAAUACCAACAACUUCCAGUGCGCUGAGUGCGAGUUCCAUACAAGGUUCCCCAAUUACAUAAAGGAACACAUGCUAAAGGAACACGGCCAACAGCGUGCCCGCAUAUACAGCUGCCCCAUGUGUACCAAGAACUUCGGAGUGCUAAAGACCAUAAAGGACCAUGUACGGGACGUCCAUUCGCGCGUUUUAAUAAGCGAGGCCGAGGCCAAGACCAAGGCAAAUAACAAGGGAAAGCCGAAUGAGUCGGAAGCCGAUCCAAAGCCAAAGUCGCAGACUAAGAAGCCAAAGGUGCCGGAGACUCAGAAGCAGAAAAAAAAGCCAAAGGAAGCAAAGUCGAAGGCCAAAAAGGCAGAAGCGGCAGCAGAAAGCAAGUCUAAGAAGAAGCCAACAGAGGUGGAGGCAGAAAAGGAUAUAGUAGUGAGCCAGGAGAAGCCGGAUGACACCCAGGAUCCUAAAGUCGCCCUCCUUAAGUCAGAAGAGAAAACAGUGCUCAGCCAAGAGAAAGCAGUUGAGACUCCGGAGCCCAAAGUCGCCUCCUUUAAAGCCCUAAACGAAUCCCUAAUGAGGAAAAGGAUGCUGGAGAACGUGCUCGACUCCGAGUACACAUUUGCCAUCAACGGAUCCAGUGCCUCCACUCCCAGGGCCGAGUCCACCAAUUUUCAGUGCGACAUAUGCGACUGCGAGCUGGCAACCGCCAAGCAGAUGCAGGACCACAUGAAGACUGCUCACGCCAUUGACAAGCCGAAGGUGUUCAAGUGUCACGUCUGCGAGAAGAGUCUGACCACCAAACAGUCGCUAAAAACGCACCAGGCUCUUCAUAGCGAUGGUGCUGAGGUGGGCAAGUCCACCAAGCGAAAGAUACUCCAAGAAGAGGAUGAGGACGUUGAUAUUGAGGGCAGUUUUGAGAAGAACAAAACUAUCGAGGAUGAUGAGGGGCCUAGGGAGGAGAAGAUUGUAAGAGAGAAGCCUAGUAAGGAUACCUCCUUAAAACUCGGUCAGUCUAAGGUUGGUGGGCUCAUGUCCGCUCCGCUCUCGCCCGUUAAGAAGGCAAAGAAAGGUAAAGCAAGCCUCCUAGACGUUUCUGGGGUCACCACAAAUGGAGAAUCUCCCUCCAAGCGCAAAAAACAAGUCAAGUCCGAGGAGACAUCCUCCAUUUCCAUUUCCGAUGUGUCUCAGCUGGAAGAAAUAAACCACAAUGUGAAGCCACACAAAAAGGCCCGGCUGGAGUCCGUUGGCGACUCCACUACCGACGAGUCUGUACUUAGCUGCGACCAGUGCGGCAAGUCUGUCGGCUCGCGCCAACGUCUGGACUCGCACAUUCAGAAGAAGCACAUCUCCCAGUUGAAGUGUCCAAAGUGCAAGGAUGUCUUCACCCAACAGCUAAACUAUGUGAGCCACUUUUCGGAUUGUUUGACCGACAACGGAUUGCCCUGCGGCGUGGACAAGUGCACGAAGGUCUUCACGGAGGCCAACUACCUGAGCUCUCACCUCCGCAAGCGCCACCACUGCUCCUAGGCGUUUUAGUUUUCAUUUCCUUGACCAUUUUAGUCUUACGUUAGGUUAUUGAUUAGCUAAUGUAUCAUGAAGUACAUUUGUUUGUUUUUGUUUUUGUAAGGUUUUAUACUUAACUUUUGGGUGUUCCUAUUGAAGUCAACAAAAACUGAUAUGCAAUGUAUAACUUGGUUACAUCUCUUUAAAUUUUUGACUAUUGAAUAACUUUGAGACUCCUAUUUGUAAAAUGCUUAAGACAUGCGACACGAGCUCAAGCUAAAAUUUAUCCAUAAAAAGCCAGAGACGGAAAAUAUACAUUUUUACGUACUUAACAAGAGUAUGUAUAAAUUAAAUACAUUUUAAAAAAUUAUUUUGUACUGAACAAUAAGCUGUUAAUAAAAAUGUCCAAUGACUA
Molecule: messenger RNA, 2675 nt
Organism: Drosophila subpulchrella
Lineage: Eukaryota; Metazoa; Arthropoda; Insecta; Diptera; Drosophilidae
Gene: indra
Product: zinc finger protein CG2199
Exons: 2
Coding region: 95-2284 (729 amino acids)
Biological process (GO): regulation of transcription by RNA polymerase II
Cellular component (GO): nucleus
Molecular function (GO): DNA-binding transcription factor activity, RNA polymerase II-specific; RNA polymerase II transcription regulatory region sequence-specific DNA binding
Source: RefSeq, a predicted model, not a curated record